AUCUCUGUUGUUCAAGAGAUCACCCCCCUCUCUCUCCCCCCCUCUCUCCCUCCAUCAUGUCCUCCGGUAACAGACGGGUCUUCUUCUCGGUCUCCGGUGUCCUCGGUCUGUGCUGCGCGCUCACGGCGGCUGUGGUGACGGGUCUUCCUCUGUGGAUCCGCGGGACCGCGCUGUGCCGAACCGGGGCCGAGCUGGUGAACGCGACCGGACCCGAACUGGACAAGUUCCUGGGAGAGCUGAGCUACGGACUGUUCACCGGACAGAGGCUGAAACAGUGCGGCCUGGGGGGGCGAGCGUCCCGCUUCUACUUCUUUCCAGACCUGCAGAGCGUCAUCCCCACAGCCCUCCACGUCACUAUCAUCUUCUUCUGUGGCGUCGUCAUCCUCUUCUCCUCCGUGGCCACCGGCUUCUUCUUUGUCAACGCCUUUGGACGACCCUACGAGAUGCUGCAAGGCCCCAUGGGACUUUACCUGUGGACCUUCAUCUGCUGUGUGAGCAGCUGCCUGGUGAUGAUCCUGUUUGCGUCGGAGGUGAAGCUUUACCAUCUCUCUGAUCGUAUCGCAAACUUCAACGAGGUCAACUUCGUCUUCCAGACGUACAGCGAGAGCUACGACCGGUGCUUCUGGCUCUUCUUCCUCGUCUUCCUCCUCCACGGAAUCAACUUCCUGCUCAUCCGACUGGCGGGGAUCCAGUUUCCCUUUAGGGAAACCAAAGAGUUGGACGGGAGUGGGGGGGCGGACCUCAUGUACUGACGGAACCUUAAGAAAACCAGAAACUGAACCAGAGUCUGUAUGAGUCCACAUGAAGAUAGAGACACAUCCAAUAGAAACGUCAAAGUAGGCCACCGGGCCGGAUUCUGAGGGCCCCACAACCACAGGUUUACUCCACGUCAGUUGGGUUUAUUUGAUUUGUUUGAGUAAGGUCCUGCUCCUGUAGAGAUUUCACGUCAGUAGUUUUAGUUUUUUGUCGGAUUCGUCUUACAGAUGUCGUCGCUUGAACGAGAUAUUUGAUCUUUAUAACCUCCUGAAACUCCUCAUCAUUAGUUCCACCCACACUGCUGCAUCAUCAUGAUCUCAUCGCUAGGUGUGUCUAAUGUGUAGUCGGACACGCCCCCUGACAAAACCAGGUAGAGUGAGAACAGACGUUACACACAAUGGAAGCUGUUGACCAAUCAGAGCAGACUUUAUCAGGAGGAGGAUCUUAAAGAGACAGGAGCUAAAAACGAAAUAAAGUGAUCAACCUGAACACGAUCAUUAAUAUUCAUAUUCUCCUGUGAUACCAUGUGACUAUGGAAAUAACUUCUAUAAUACAGAUGAUCACAUAGAAUUAUUGAUCAUAUAAGUGAUUAUGUUGAUUCUCUGACUUUUAAAUAAAAAAUGACACAUGA
This is a messenger RNA of Hippoglossus stenolepis (Pacific halibut), 1387 nucleotides long. RefSeq names its product clarin 1 (gene clrn1). Gene Ontology annotation, biological process: equilibrioception; sensory perception of sound. The record is from RefSeq and is a predicted model, not a curated record. The coding region runs from base 57 to 752 and encodes 231 amino acids. The transcript is spliced from 3 exons. NCBI's taxonomy places the organism in Eukaryota, Metazoa, Chordata, Actinopteri, Pleuronectiformes, Pleuronectidae.